CUAAAUCAAUUGAAAAUUUUACUUUCUUUUUAUGAGCAAGUGGCAAUUAAUGCUUGUCUACUAUUAAGGAAUUGUUUAUAGAAUAGUUGAUAGAGAAGGUAAUUUAGUCCUGUAGCCAACCUGUGAGUUGCAGUUAAUGUAGGGCCUUAGGAUACUAUCUGAGAAGGAGGAAAAUCAUGGCUUGGGAAUUAUCAAGAACUAUUCUAGAUGACUGGGUUUGAUCUGGGAACCCUUCACAUUCUUUUCAGAGUUCCACUGGCUUCUAAGGUGUUUGAAUUCCUAUGGAACUGAUUUCUGUUAGAGAUGUUAUUAAAACGCUGAUACAGCAUCUUUCACUCGUUUUUAAUCUCCCGACUUUGCUCCUCCUGCUAUUUUCAAAACUAAAGCUUAUAUGGUUUAAUAUAAUGAACCAGCACCUGUUUUGUUCUCUGACUUCUGAAAGAAAUUAGAAUAUGUAGGAUUUAUGAUGUACCAAACGAAGGAGGCGCUGAAAUAGGAAAUGUGUACAGAAUCCCUCAGUGUGUCAAAGCUGCUUGUGAAUGCCUUGAAUGAAAAGCCAUUGUCCAAGACACAGUAUAUGAAAUAUUUUCAAAGCUAACUACCAGCUAGCUUUGUGAGCAUUGUUUUUGCCUUCUAAUUCAUGUGCUCUCUGUCACAGCCUUUUAUUAUUUCAUUCCUUCCCCCUUUAGACACAUACUCAAGGAUCAAUUCUUCUACCUUUUUUGAAUCUCACCUCCAAAGCCUGUUCAGAGCCUCUCCUCCAGCCAUCAGUGAUGUCUGACUGGGAGUGAGAGUUGAUUGUUGAGGAAUUGAGGAAGUGGAAGCUCGCCUGACAGUUAUAAAGUGCAAGAUAAGAAAACUGCCUCCAACCGCCUCUCCUCUGCAACUUCUGGACAAAAUAGCAACCACUCAGGAAGUAAACCAGACCCUCCGCCUGUGCUACGGGUUGAUGACCGGCAGCGGCUGGCCCGGGAGCGACGUGAGGAACGAGAAAAACAGCUAGCUGCAAGAGAAAUAGUCUGGUUAGAAAGAGAAGAGCGUGCCCGGCAGCACUAUGAAAAGCACCUGGAAGAGCGGAAGAAGAGGUUGGAGGAGCAGAGGCUGAAGGAGGAGCGGAGGAGGGCGGCUGUGGAGGAGAAGCGGAGGCAGAGACUCGAGGAGGACAAGGAACGCCAUGAAGCUGUCGUGCGGCGUACGAUGGAAAGGAGCCAGAAGCCAAGGCAGAAGCAUAACCGGUGGUCGUGGGGAGGCUCUCUCCAUGGGAGCCCCGGCAUCCACAGUGCAGAUCCAGACAGGCGGUCAGUUUCCACCAUGAAUCUUUCGAAACAUGUUGAUCCCGUCAUUAGCAAGCGGCUCUCCUCCUCAUCUGCAACUUUACUAAAUUCUCCAGAUAGAGCUCGCCGCCUGCAGCUCAGCCCCUGGGAGAGCAACGUUGUUAACAGACUCCUGACGCCCACACAUUCGUUCCUGGCCAGAAGUAAAAGCACAGCCGCCUUGUCUGGAGAUGCAGUUAUCCCCAUUUGUCCUCGUUCAGCAUCUUGCAGCCCCAUCAUCAUGCCCUUCAAAGCUGCACACUCUAGAAAUCCGACAGAUCGACCAAAACUCUUUGUAACACCACCUGAGGGCUCUUCGCGCAGGAGGACCAUUCAUGGCAUAGCGGGCUAUAAAAAGGAGAGAGAGAGAGAAAAUGUACCCUUCCACCUCACAUCUGGCGUCCGAAGGGCUCUAUCUCCAUCUAAUCCCAAAGCAAGAUCACCAGCUUCCUCUCGCCUGUGGCUCCCGUCCAAGUCCUUUCCUCAUUUGCCUGGCACACCCAGACCAGCCUCCUCCUUGCCCCCUGGCUCGUUCAAAGCUGCCCCUGCUCAGGUCCGGCCCCCGUCCCCCGGCAACAUCCGCCCUGUCAAGAGAGAAGUCAGAGGGGAGCCUGAGAAAAAAGACCCCGAGAAGGAACCUCAGAAAGUUGCCAAUGAGCCCUCACUGAAGGGCAGAGCACCUUUAGUGAAGGUAGCAGAUGCCACCGUUGAAGAGAGGACACCUGUCGAACCAGAAGCCGACCCUGCUGCUCCAGUUGUGGCCCCAACUCCAGAUUCAGCCCCAGCUCCAGCCCCAGCUCCGGCCUCCGGCCCCACCCCAGCCUCGGUCCCAGUGCCGUCAUCCACUACGACUGCCAGUGCUUCUCCCAAGACUUCCGCAGGAACCACCGACCCGGAGGAGGCCACGCGGCUGCUAGCUGAGAAGAGGCGGCUGGCCCGAGAGCAGAGAGAGAAGGAGGAAAGGGAGCGGAGGGAACAGGAAGAGCUGGAAAGACAGAAGAGGGAGGAAUUGGCUCAAAGGGUGGCUGAGGAGAGAACCCGGCGGCGCGAGGAAGAGUCCCGGCGGCUAGAAGCUGAGCAGGCCAGGCAGAAGGAGGAGCAGCUGCGCCGGCAGGCGGCAGAGCGAGAACAGCGCGAGCGGGAGGAGGCGGAGCGCGCCCAGAGACAGAAAGAAGAAGAAGAAGCUCGUGUUCGUGAAGAAGCGGAGAGGCUCCGGCAGGAACGAGAGAAGCAUUUCCAGAGAGAAGAACAGGAGCGCCUCGAGAGGAAGAAGCGACUUGAGGAGAUUAUGAAAAGAACCAGGAAAACAGAAGCUACAGAUAAGAAAACAAUUGAUCAAAGAAAUGGUGAUAUAGCCAAGGGAGCUGUCACUGGAGGAACAGAGGUAUCUGCACUUCCACGUGUGACAAACUCCCCAGGAAAUGAAGAGCCAGUGACCAGCCCACAUGUGGUUGCCUCACACCAAUCAAAAGUGACCGUGGAAAGCACUCCCAAUUUGGAAAAACAACCAAAUGAAAAUGGAGUAUCUGUUCAGAAUGAAAAUUUUGAAGAAAUUAUAAACUUGCCCAUUGGAUCUAAAGCAUCCAGGUUAGAUGUCACCAACAGUGAGAGCCCAGAAAUUCCUUUGAAUCCAAUUUUGGCCUUUGAUGAUGAAGGGACACUUGGGCCCCUGCCUCAGGUAGAUGGUGUUCAAACCCAACAGACCGCAGAAGUGAUAUGAGCAUUUCUUCUGAAGAACCAAAGCUGUCAAGGAGCAUCUCCCCUCCUCCAGUUUUCUAAAGAUGUCUUGACCCUCGUUUUAAAAAGAAUUUAUUAAAACCAGCUGAAGACAACAGACUGGGGAGCUUUUCUAAUAAUUUUCAUCAACGGAAAGAAAGAAAUGCUCCUCAUUUUCCAAUCCUUUAAAACAGCUUUUUCUGGUGUGCUCCUUCUUAGCAAAUCAAUAUUUUUCUGCAUUCUUUAAAAGACAGGAGCAUUUGACGACUAUAAAAGAAAUGGGCUGACUAGGCAUGAUUUUUUUCAGAUAGAUAUUUUGGUCUUAAGCUUAACAUAUAAAAUUGGCAAAAAAAAAAAUUACCUUUGACAAUAUAAUACUUGAAAAAUAAGUACCUCUUUGCUCUACAAGUAGAAUGAAUAGGGGAGGUGUUUGAGCCUGUUUUGUUUAAAUAUUAUUGCAAAGAGCUCUAUUUGUAGAAGCAAGUUAUAGGCAGAUUACCAGGUUCUUAUAAAUGCAACUUGUACAUGGACAUUCUGCAAACCCAGCUGUCACAGUCUUCUUGCAAUUCCUUUUGCAAACAUACACGAAAGAGUUUUAAA
Molecule: messenger RNA, 3629 nt
Organism: Microcebus murinus (gray mouse lemur)
Lineage: Eukaryota; Metazoa; Chordata; Mammalia; Primates; Cheirogaleidae
Source: RefSeq, a predicted model, not a curated record